GUGUGUGUGUGUGUGUGUGUGCGCCUGCACUCUCUUCUUGCUGAGCCCACGACUACAGGGGCUGGAGCCGAGGAGGUGCAGAGUCUGUCCCGGGGCCCAGGAAGGUCAGGAGAGACAAACUCGGACUCUCCUGAGAGUUCUGCCUCCUUCUGCCUGCACUCCGUACUUCUGGGCAAGGAAAGCCAAACUUUUCCCAGAUGAAGAGGACUUGCCUGUUUGUCGUGGGGGUCUGCCUGCUGUCCUGCUGCGGGGCAGAGGAGGGGCUGAACUUCCCCACGUACGAUGGCAAGGACCGCGUGGCGAGCCUCACAGAGAAGAACCUGAAGCAGGUCCUGAAGAAGUACGACCUCCUCUGCCUCUAUUACCAUGAGCCGGUGUCUGCAGAUAAGGUGGCUCAGAAACAGUUCCAGCUGAAAGAGAUCGUGCUGGAGCUUGUGGCCCAAAUCCUGGAGCAUAAAGACAUAGGCUUUGCAAUGGUCGAUUCCAAGAAAGAGGCCAAGCUUGCCAAGAAACUGGGUUUCACUGAAGAAGGAAGCCUGUACAUUCUGAAGGGUGAUCGCACAAUUGAGUUUGAUGGCGAGUUCGCAGCUGACGUCCUGGUGGAGUUUCUCCUGGACCUCAUUGAAGACCCAGUGGAGGUCAUCAGCAACAAACUGGAGGUCCAAGCCUUUGAACGCAUUGAGGACCAGAUCAAACUCAUUGGCUUUUUUAAGAGCGAGGACUCAGAAUAUUACAAGGCUUUUGAAGAGGCAGCUGAACACUUUCAGCCGUACAUCAAAUUUUUCGCGACCUUUGACAAAGGGGUGGCAAAGAAAUUGUCCUUGAAGAUGAAUGAGGUUGACUUCUACGAGCCGUUUAUGGAUGAGCCCGUCGCCAUCCCUGACAAGCCUUACACGGAGGAAGAGCUCGUGGAGUUUGUAAAGGAUCACCAAAGACCCACCCUACGUCGCCUGCGCCCAGAAGAUAUGUUUGAGACGUGGGAAGAUGACUUGAAUGGGAUCCACAUCGUGGCCUUUGCAGAGAAGAGCGACCCAGACGGCUACGAGUUCCUGGAGAUCCUGAAGCAGGUGGCCCGCGACAACACCGACAACCCUGACCUGAGCAUCGUAUGGAUCGACCCGGACGACUUUCCUCUGCUUGUUGCCUACUGGGAAAAGACUUUCAACAUUGACCUAUUCAAGCCGCAGAUUGGGGUGGUGAAUGUGACGGAUGCUGACAGUGUCUGGAUGGACAUUCCAGACGAUGAUGACCUGCCCACGGCUGAGGAGCUAGAAGACUGGAUCGAAGACGUGCUUUCUGGGAAGAUAAACACUGAGGAUGAUGACAUUGAAGAUGAUGAUGAAGAUGACGACGAUGACGAUGAUGAUUCUGAUGAGGAGGAUACCGAUGACAGUGACGAAGAUGAUGAGUAGUCCCGACUCCACCUGGUUUUGAUGGGAACGAAACCACAGCUGCCCAGUUCCAUACCGACAGCCCAGCCAGCCUCCCCCUCUUCCCCAGCACCUCCCCGCCCACCCACUCCGCACGGGGGUGGCACACCUCAGCCAAUGCCCUUCCAAACCCAGUCACCCCACUCAGCAGGGACAAGUGGGGAACUGUCCCCAGGUUGACUGUCUGACCUUCAUGGAGAAGCCCCUGUGCCUUGUCUGACCAUCAGUGGUCAGUGCAGUGCUGGAAUCUGGCAGUCCAGGGAGAAUACCGCCCAACACCCCUGCUGAAGUUUACUUGUCGCCCUUGACUCUGACAGCCACAGAAUUGACGGCUUGCUAACUCGCAGGUGUGGAGUGACCUUACUGCCAUCAGAGCCCAGGGAAGACACACGGCGGAUCCACAAAGCCCCAUGCCUGGGACCUCGGUUAGGAGCCCUCUCACCGAAGUUCAGCCUUGGAACUGAGUUUAUCCAUCAGCUUCUCUUGUCUCUAUUAAACUGAUUCUUUGAAGUGCAGGCCAGACCAUUAUGAAUGCAGAUGCAAGCUUUCGGAUGGCUGUGGGGAGACUUUGAUGCCCAUAGACGUCAUCGUCAUUUCUAGAUGUUAGGAUACUGGGGUAGAAGCUUGCUUUGCUCUCUGGACUUGCCUUUGGGUGCAAGUCUCACCUGCACACCUGGGAGUGGGGAGAACGGAAUGAAUGAAAGGGCUCCAGAUAUUUGGAUGCGCUUGUGUCCCUGAUUGGGUCAGCUGGCUUCCCAGCCUGGGCUCCGAUCCGGACACCCCUUCUCUGCCUUCCCGGCUGGAGUGGAUGCAGAGAUUGGUCUACCCACAUGCCGACCAACUCUCCGCCCAUCAGCACGCCCACCGCUGACCAGGACAGCAAUAAACAGAUGUCACAGCGGUGCCCCGAGGCACUAAAGAAAACAACCCAAGUGCCUUCUGAACUCUCUGAAAAUUACAUUGUGCUCGGUAGUUUUAGCGUUCAGUGUGAAUUAUAAUGUGUUAAUUUAUUUUCUCAGUCUUUUAACAUACGUAAGACACUGCCAAUUCUUUGCAAAUGGGGCAGUCCUUUUAUGGAAUACUAGCUAACUAACUCAUUAAAGUCCUAUUUUGAAAAUAUUAA
Artibeus jamaicensis (Jamaican fruit-eating bat) is the source of this 2553-nucleotide messenger RNA. RefSeq names its product calsequestrin 2 (gene CASQ2). Gene Ontology annotation, molecular function: calcium ion binding. The record is from RefSeq and is a predicted model, not a curated record. The transcript is spliced from 11 exons. The coding region runs from base 198 to 1412 and encodes 404 amino acids. Lineage: Eukaryota; Metazoa; Chordata; Mammalia; Chiroptera; Phyllostomidae. Gene Ontology annotation, cellular component: sarcoplasmic reticulum lumen. Gene Ontology annotation, biological process: regulation of cardiac muscle contraction by regulation of the release of sequestered calcium ion.